UGCCUGGAGUCUGCGGAUCUACACACCGGUAUGUGCUGUGUGGAGAGUCACAGCUCAGGAAAGCUCACUGUAAUCACACUGUGUUUUUAAAUCACACACUGAAAGCAGAAGAAGCUGCGGGUUUGGUCUGGUCUGGUUUUCUCCGCACAUUGUGCUGUGAAGCUGCGGGUUGACGGAUGGUCGUCUCGGGGCAGGGACGGCCAGUUCCAAGUGUCCAGCUCCUGCAGAGUGUGGCCGAUGUAGGCGGCUGCUCGGUGUGAUGUGUAAUGGCUCCUGCGUUGAGCGCUCUGUGGGCUUCAGGAUCGGAGAUCAGUGGUGAGCUGGCUGUAUUGAGCACGCUAACGGCAUUCUCGGCCUUCUUGCUGCUCGCUGUGCUGCUGGUACUGUGUGCCGGCUGUCAAGGGCAGAAGAAAGCAGCCCGGCUCCCUGGAGACCAUGAGAACCUGAUGAAUGGGGUGUCGGAGAAGGAAACAUGUAGCCAAACAGCAGAUACAGGCAGCCAUGGCACUGACCUGGUGGCCAGUAGCUCCUUCAAUGGGCCUCUUACAAGCGGUACAGUCCUCACAGACACCGUGGACACGAGCCCACACCCUUCAGAAGAAAUGGUGUCCAUCCAGUCAGAGCAUCGCUCUUCUAAAUGCCCCCAGGACCGCGAGUUACCAAGCAUUCCCUGCGCCAACAGUCUACGGGUAGCAGCCGAAGCCUCUGAGGAGUGCAGAGUCUCUGGGGAUGGCACGUACGAGAUGCUGAAGGACGGAACCUCACAUGAUGUUGUAGAAGAUUCACCCUAUGAGACGGUAAAAGAGUUAAAGGAGGCAUGCCUCACUAACGGCACACUGACCCCUGACGAGCCUCCAACUGCCCAGCCCAACGGGCACCUGAACCCCAGCCCUGGCACGCCUGACCUGUGCCCACUGACCAACGGCGCCGAGUACGCCUCCAUCGACCUGAAGAAGAAGAGCCGCUACAGCGUAGAAGCCGAGGCCCAGCGCUCAGUCGUAGAGCAAACUGAGGAGGAGAAUCCACCACCUAUACCUGAUAAAGUGCUGGAUGAGAAUGAUAACCAAAGCAUCAGUACGCUGCAGAAUGGAGAGUUAUCGGCCCUGUACCACACUGUAGAUAAGCCAAUGAUGGAGGAGGAGAAAGAACACGACUACAGCAGCAUCGGCGAGAUCAGGGGUAUGGUGGUGGAGUCGAGCUCCAGCGAGCUGUAUGCUACGGUGAAAGACGUGUACCCCUCACCCCCUGCCGAGCAGCCUGCGGAGAACACAGACCCCGGCUACGAGACCAUCAAGAUCGCAAAGAGCGUCGAGGACGAGGGCCAGCAAGAUAACGGGCUGGUGGAGCCUGACUACGCGAAUGUUGGAGAGCUGGAGCUGAAUAGUGAGGCGUCCCGUCUCUGACUGAGAGUCUCACAGCACUUCUUCAGCAAAUCAGAGUGAUGUAGUAGUGGCUCAGGCAGACUUAGUUUAGCACUUCUUUAAUCAGAAUAAGCACUCCAGUAAAUGAAAUUAAUAUGGAUCACUUGUGCUUAUGGUGUAAAAGGUUUAGGAAAAAAAAAAACAGUUCAGAUUUGUUGUGGCAUUUAAAUAUAAUGGUGCAUUGCUGCAUCAUACAUUGCCUCUCCAGCAUCCCUGGUUCAAUCCUGAAUUCAGGUGACUGUCUGUGCGGAGUUAUUCAUUCAUACUCUCCCUGUGCACAUGUAGGUUUCCACCAGAUUCUCUGGUUUCCCUAAAAACCAUGCUGGUUGGUGGAUUGGCCAAGAUAAAUUGCCCCGAGCUGUGAAUGAGUGAGUCCAUCCAUGCCAGUCCGUCUACCUGUGAUUGACCGGCGUCCCAUCAAGAUUAUAUUUCCACCUAACAACCAGUCUUCUUGGUAUAGGCUCCGGAUCCACCCUAACUCUGACCACAUUAAAGCAAUUACUCAAGAAGAAUGAAUGAAUGGGCGGCACGGUGGUGUAGUGGUUAGCGCUGUUGCCUCACAGCAAGAAGGUCCGGGUUCGAGCCCCGUGGCCGGUGAGGGCCUUUCUGUGCGGAGUUUGCAUGUUCUCCCCGUGUCCGCGUGGGUUUCCUCCGGGUGCUCCGGUUUCCCCCACAGUCCAAAAACAUGCAGGUUAGGUUAACUGGUGACUCUAAAUUGACUCUAAUUUUUUUUUUUUUUUAGAACAAGAGAAUUUCAUUCAUUCAUCUCAUCUCAUUAUCUCUAGCCGCUUUAUCCUGUUCUACUUGCCUGCGACCCUGUAGAACAGGAUAAAGCGGCUAGAGAUGAUGAGAUGAAUGAAUGAAUGAAUGAAAUUCUCUUGUUCUAAAAAUAAAAAUAUUGUAAUCCAGACUUGUGGUUAGCUCCUUGAUGCUUUAAUUUGAUGAAGCAGCGAUCAGACCACACGAGACUAAGACUUCAUGGAAAAGGUAGUUCACUGAAGGGGAAAGGACGCUGUAUAUGAGACUCCUUUGCUUUCACGCACCGUCACCGAAAGAUGUGAGUGUGAAUGGUUGUCUGUGUCUAUGUGUCAGCCCUGUGAUGACCUGGCGACUUGUCCAGGGUGUACCCCGCCUUUCGCCCGUAGUCAGCUGGGAUAGGCUCCAGCUCGCCUGCGACCCUGUAGAACAGGAUAAAGCGGCUAGAGAUGAUGAGAUGAAUGAAUGAAUGAAUGAAAUUCUCUUGUUCUAAAAAAAAAAAUUAUUGUAAUCCAGACUUGUGGUUAGCUUCAGGUGGAUUCAGACAUAGUGCAGAAAUCAUCUUAAGGAAAGAAAGACGGUGUAUGUAUGGUGAUGUGAUGUGAAUAUUUGGGUGCCAUAAUUUAUAGUCACCACAGUGCUUUCAUUACAAUCCUUGACGCUUCGAACAGACAACCAGCAACAUCGCUGUGGCAAAAUGCAUCUAUUUAAUUACCUCGCAGCUUUUGAAUCUAAGAUCAAGAUUCAAGAAAUAUGCACAUGUCUAGGGAAAAAAAAAAAUUGGACACGUCUGUGCCAUCUGCAGUCAUAAUCAGGAGCGUAUAGUAAGAGGAGUUGAUUAUACAGAAACAAUUUUAGCUGUAGCAUUUACGAUUUCUGAUCCCUUGCUAUGGAAAGGCAAUGUUGUGGUUUUUGUUUGUUUGUUUGUUUUUAAUUUGAUGAAGCAGCGAUCAGACCACACGAGACUAAGACUUCAUGGAAAAGGUAGUUCACUGAAGGGGAAAGGACGCUGUAUAUGAGACUCCUUUGCUUUCACGCAGACUUUAUCAUGAUGAACUCUGACCUGUGAAUUUCUGAACCUCCGGAUGUUUUGAAGCAGUAAAUAAACAGGACGGGGCUGUCAUCUCUUUCUGGUAAAAGUUUAUGGUAGAAUGUGCCGUUCAGUACAGUUUUACAAUAUUACUUACCCAUGUUAGGGUUUUUGUGGUAAAAUGAUUUUUUUUUUUUAAUGUCUUGUUAGCAUGUUGCCGCUUCUGGAUUAUGUAGAUUAAAAAUCAGCUCCUGUGGUACGUACAGUCCUACUACAUCAAUUCAUAAUGCUAACAAUCAUAGAAAAAAAAGGCAUAUCUAUUGCUGAUGUAGGACUUUUCUAAAUUAUUUGUGAUGUGAAGAAUAUUUUACUGUGUCCGAAUGAAUCAUGUUCAUUAAUGAAGUCCUAUAAAUUGCAUUGCUAUAGCUUAUACAUAGCUUAUAGUAGGUACAGAGUAGUAUAUUUAUAGAGCACAAACGGUACCCACGUCUGCACUAUUAUUACCAUGUACAAACUUCAAAUACAAAGUGAUUUUCAAGAUAAAAAUACACAAGACACUGCAUGUGUGAUCAUGACAUGCCAAGAGACAUUUUGUAAAUACUUCUGACUUUAUUCAUAACUUUUAACGUAUUGUACGAUUUUACACACCACUUCAAUAAUGUGCCUGUCCUCUCUUCUCUCUCAAUCAAGGCUGUAGCCUUUUCUGAUGACUUAUAAAGCACAGGAGUCUGUGUGAAAAUUUUUAAGUGCUGUGGUUGUUUAAAAGGAAUUUGUGCAAGAAUAUAAAACUAAUAAAAAAAAAAAAAAAAAAGGAUCCUGACUUUGUAAGAGGUCCCGCAGCAUACAGUGUGAUCGUGAGUGAGUCCUGUUUGGUGAAAAUGUUGGUACAUUUUCUUGGUACAAGCUCUGUAUUGUGAAGGUACAUCCAUUCUUUGAUAUCAUGGUAUAAUAUUGUUAUCACUUGCAUCAUAGUGAAUUGAGUGCAUUUUAUUUUUAUUUUUUUUGUAAAUACAUAUCGCUGCAUUUGUUUUGUAUCAUCUUUUUAAAGUGUCAUUUGCCAAUUAAAUAAUUCAGUCAUGCUGGACUCGUCAAA
This is a messenger RNA of Neoarius graeffei (lesser salmon catfish), 4300 nucleotides long. RefSeq names its product phosphoprotein membrane anchor with glycosphingolipid microdomains 1 (gene pag1). Bases 267 to 1403 code for a protein of 378 amino acids. The transcript has 7 exons. The record is from RefSeq and is a predicted model, not a curated record. Gene Ontology annotation, biological process: negative regulation of T cell activation; intracellular signal transduction. Lineage: Eukaryota; Metazoa; Chordata; Actinopteri; Siluriformes; Ariidae. Gene Ontology annotation, cellular component: plasma membrane; membrane raft.